This is a messenger RNA of Thelazia callipaeda (thelaziosis nematode), 603 nucleotides long. The record is from the annotation of a GenBank genome assembly. Lineage: Eukaryota; Metazoa; Nematoda; Chromadorea; Rhabditida; Thelaziidae.
AUGCCCAAAAAUAAAGGAAAAGGUGGGAAAAAUCGUCGGAGGGGUAAGAAUGAGAAUGAUAUUAUGAAGCGAGAAUUAAUAUAUAAAGAACCAGGACAAGAAUAUGCACAGGUAAUAAAAAUGCUUGGGAAUGGCAGGCUGAAUGCAAAUUGUUUUGAUGGAAAACCACGAUUGUGCCAUAUUCGAGGAAAGCUGCGUAAGAAAGUCUGGAUCAACACCGGUGAUAUUAUACUCAUUGGUCUUAGAGAUUAUCAGGAUGACAAAGCUGAUGUUAUCUUGAAAUAUAACCCAGAUGAAGCAAGGAAUUUAAAAGCAUGUGGACAGCUACCUGAAAAUGCGAAGCUCAAUGAAGGUGGAGAUGAUCUUGAUGAGGGAGGAGUAGAAUUCGGUUUGUUAUUUUCAGACACUGGCGCGUUAUCCAACGAAGAAAAUGAUGGAUCUGGUAUUGAAGAUUUCCCCUCAGUAGAGUCUAAUUCGGAGGAAGAGGAUGAAGAAGAAGAAAGUGAAGAUAGUGAUGAUGAAUAUAUCUCAGAAGAGCAUCUGGUAAGAACUUAUAUCAAACCAGGAGCCAGAGAUCGUCCGCAGAGAAAGAAUAAGUGGUAA